AUGGAAGCAGUCGCCGAACACGAUUUCCAGGCCGGAUCAAACGAUGAGUUGUCUUUCAAGCGAGGAAAUAUUCUGAAGGUGCUGAACAAAGACGAAGACCCUCACUGGUACAAAGCAGAACUCGAUGGCAACGAGGGAUUCAUUCCAUCCAACUACAUCCGGAUGACAGACUGCAACUGGUACCUCGGAAAAAUCACGCGAAACGACGCCGAAGUCUUGCUCAAAAAACCAAAUGUUCGUGAUGGUCACUUCUUGGUUCGCCAGUGUGAAAGCAGUCCCGGAGAAUUCUCGAUCAGUGUCAGAUUCCAAGAUUCCGUUCAGCACUUCAAAGUAUUGCGCGAUCAGAAUGGAAAAUACUAUCUAUGGGCGGUCAAAUUCAACUCGUUGAACGAACUUGUAACAUACCACAGAACGGCCUCUGUCUCGCGGACCCACACAAUUCUGCUGGCGGAUAUGAACGUCGAGACCAAAUUCGUGCAAGCGCUAUUCGAUUUCAAUCCACAGGAAAGCGGAGAGCUGGCGUUCAAGAGAGGAGAUGUCAUUACAUUGAUCAACAAAGAUGAUCCAAACUGGUGGGAAGGACAACUAAACAACCGCCGUGGAAUCUUUCCCUCCAACUACGUGUGUCCGUACAACAGCGCCAAAAGCAACACAAACGUGACACCCGCUGCAGGAAUGACAUUUGCAACAUAG
Molecule: messenger RNA, 693 nt
Organism: Caenorhabditis remanei
Lineage: Eukaryota; Metazoa; Nematoda; Chromadorea; Rhabditida; Rhabditidae
Exons: 5
Coding region: 1-693 (230 amino acids)
Molecular function (GO): protein binding
Source: RefSeq, a predicted model, not a curated record